This is a messenger RNA of Plasmodium fragile, 2520 nucleotides long. RefSeq lists its product as uncharacterized. The record is from RefSeq and is a predicted model, not a curated record. Bases 1 to 2520 code for a protein of 839 amino acids. The transcript has a single exon. Lineage: Eukaryota; Apicomplexa; Aconoidasida; Haemosporida; Plasmodiidae.
AUGGCAGUGCUGAGUAGAAGACCGUUUGUCCAUUGGGGGAACGCGAAGGGGGUUUGGGCUCGCCGGAAUGGCGGCGGGAAGAGGAGGUUCGCGCAGCUGGUUGGGGGAGGCGGCCAGCAUGGAUGUAGCCAGCAUGGAUGUAGCCAGCAUGGAGGCGGCCAGCAUGGAGGCGCGCAGCAUGGAGGCGCGCAGCAUGGAUGUGGCGAACACAGACAAAUGAACGACUUCCACUACUUCAACAUUUUCCUCCUCAAGGGCAGCGACUUGGUUAAGCUAACAUCAACAUACAAUUUGUGUGAAAACAAAAAUAUGUACGCGUGCAUACUGCUCCACCUGAGCAAUGUGUAUGAGUCCAUCCCAGUUAGGGACGUCGUGAAACUUUUAAAAAAUAUUCUCGAGCAGAAUAAGGCCUCCUUUUCUCACCACUUUAUAAAGGGAAAGAAAAUAAGUGACUUAUAUAAACACGUGUGUCACCAGCUGGACAAGCUGAAUACAGCAGAAGUGAUUGACUUACUCAAAUGUGCUUGCUACACCACACAGGAUUUUCCUGUAGAAUGUAUUAGCCUGUUAUGCAGAGUGAUCGGUUCGAAGCCCCUGAGUUCCUUCCACCCCAAACAGCUACACGAGAUCUGCUCCUGCUUAAUAAAAAUGAAAAAUGAAUUCUCUUUGAGGAAGCUCAUAUAUGAUUAUACACUUCAUGUGAAGAUGCUCGAACAUGUUAAGGAAAGAAUCGUUGGGUGCGAUGCGCAGGCGUUCUUUGAAUACCUACCCCUGUAUAUUAGCCUCUCCAAGGGGGCUCCCCCCCACGUGGCCGCUUCCCCCCCGGAACGCAACCUAAGGAAGACCUGCGAACUGAUAUUCCUGAACCACCUAAACGAGCUCAACCGGGAGUUCCUCCUCCCAGCAGUUAGCAUAUUCAAGUGGCUAGAUGUGAGAAAUCACUCCAUUUUUUUUCACAUGUGCGAUGCGUUUGUCCACAAUGCAUUUGUCUUAGAUGUAAAGUACGUCGUGCGCUUCUGGAGGAAGUGUCACUCCUUGAGGUUUGAAAAAGGGGGACGGAAGGGUCAUGUGGAAGGGGAGAAGCGAACCGUACCCUGGGAUGAGCCGCUUAGGAGGGGGAACAAAGAGGCAGUUAUUAACACCCCUGGUGAAGACAACCCGGUUACACGUAAAGCGGGUCAUGUGCUGUCAGAGGAGAGGCCCCAUUUGGAACACGAAAAAGAGGAAGAGGAAGGGAGUAAUGUGUUGUUGAGUUUUAUUAACAGAAAGGUGUAUCACAUGACACCACCUCAGUUAGCUCGAAUUACUUAUGGUCUGUACAGCUUCGUGGAGAACAUGAAGCAGUACUCACAGCUCAGUAGCUUGAGGAAUAAUAUGAACCUUUUAUUUUCCAUGGCUGUUCAGUACGUAUUGAAUUACCUCGACAGAGGCUCUUUACACCAUGAAGGGGUUCCUCCAAGUGACCCCAUAUAUAAAGGUGCUGCUGAUAUGCCACUCACAUGCGAAGGAGAGCACCCAAGCAAUAUUAACAUGAGUACCGAUUACAUAUACAUAUAUGAGUCUGGUGUGCAUGUGAGUAGGGGGGGGGAACACCAUCUCCCAUCAGAUAGAAGCAGUCGAGAUGGUGUGCUGUCGAGUGGCUCCUCCCCACGGCGAGUCAACCUCACGCACGCAUGCGAUAUCCUCCUGAACAUUAGCUACCUCAACACGAGCCAGAAUCACCGCAAAAUUAAGGAAGCAUAUGAAUGUAUAAAAAAAAUAAUCACACAAGAAGACCCCCCAGCAGAAUUGAAUCAUCUCUUGUCGCUCCUCCUGUGCAUGUCUAACUUGUAUCAUCGCACUAGAGACAAUUAUGUGUUCCAUUUGUACAAACAGAUUUUCCACAUGUUACAAAUGCAUAAGACCAACUUCAAUGCACAUCACUUUAACAGACUCUCCAUAGCUGUUACUCCGUUGAUGCAAGAAAAGAAUAACUUAAUAGGAGGGUAUGCUGAGCUGCUUUGCUUCUUUAUUGAAAAUGAAGUGGUUCCCUUGAGGUCCUGUGUCUUUACACUUCAGCAUGUGAUGAAGAAGAUCUGUAUCAAGUUAAGCGAUCCCCUCGUGAAGCUUCUUCUGGUGAUCAUCCGUCGCAUCUACACAUUCCUGAGCGACGUACAUGCACACGUUGUGAAGAGCGGCGCAGACAACGGCGGUGAUGAAGACAGCCUUGUGAACGUUAACGAGGGGGACUGCUCACACAGUAGUGCUAAUCGCGACGCGUUUAAACGAUUCCUCCUUCUACACUCCAUCAACGACAGCACACUCACUUGCGUCCUCGUUAGCCUGUCGCUUGUUUUACAAAAUGCCAGGUACGGCACGGGGGCGAGGGACGAGGCAGCGGAGCUUUUGUGUAAAGUCAUCUCCUACGUGUCCACGGGCUCUCUCGAGAAAAUUCCGAAGAAGUACAUUCACGCAGGGCUGCUGGACGCACUCCCCCCCGAUGAUAGCAGGGUUAAGAAAGUCCUCCUGAGCAAGGCGUAG